ACUUAAGUUGUCAUAGUAUAUCCUUACAAGACCUCCGAGCCACAUAGACAUCCAAAUUGUUAGGGCAAAUAUGAUAUAACUUCACCUCCAUUUCAAUGGAGCUUUCUAUUUCCAGAAGCUUCCAACACUCUAUAUUUCGGCCCUCACUGUGCCCAAUUGCCUCAGAACAUACUUACAGAGCCUGUGUCUAUAGUUACAGGAGUAGCAGACACAGAUUGAAGUGUAAUUCGAAGCCUCUGAGAUUUAAAUUGAGUUUGGAACAGAAUUGCUCAAAUUGUGGUGUUGAGAGUGUGUGGGAGGACUGUAGGUUUGUUGAGGUGAUUGCGAUUGGGAGUCGGAGAGAUGCUGUGCUUGAUUUUUGCUUGGAUUCGCCUCUUUUGGGUUCCGCGCUGCGGUUGUGGGACAUAAGUCUGAAAGAUUCAGUAAAUGUUGAGUUGCAACAAAGGGUCCUUGAAAAAGAUAUCCCACCCUGUAUACUGGACACUCCAUCAACCUUGCAGUCACGUUCUAAAGCAAUUAUACUUGUAGCUGGUGCUGCUUAUGGCUCAGAGUAUAGGGUGGUACUCGAUAUCCUUAAGACAGUAAAGUCUGCUAAUGGUUUAGUUUUUGGUAUUAUUCUGAAGCCUUUCAGCUUUGAAGGGCGAAGGCGCAGAAAUGAGGUGAUAGAGUUGGCCGAUAAACUUCAGGAGCACACAAAUUUCUGUAUCAUGGUUGAUACUGACACACUUCUUGAGAAAGAUGCGUUAACCUUGGAUGAGGCUUUGAAAACUGCUAAUAAUGCUAUUCUGACAGCCAUUAAUGCCAUCUCCGUUCUUGUAUCGGAUGUGCAUAGAAAAUUUCUUGACGUACCUAAUGGUACUAUGAAAGAACUUGAAGUUUCAGAACUGAAAAAAUUUCUAGGAGCAUAUCAAGAUGCAAAAAUUGGAUUUGGAAGUGCUUACAACAUUAAAACUUCAAUCAUGCGAUCUUUAUACGAAUGCCCUUUCCUUGCCGUAGGUGUCAAGGAUCUAGGAACCGUUGCUCUUUGCCUCACAAGUUCGGGUGCUGUUAAAAGCAAUGAUGUUCAAUCUGUUUUGCGUUUAUUUCGUCAAACUUCAGAAUUCAGGGGUGCAGUCAUAAUGUCUAUUGUCCAUGAACCCAAGAUGGAACCCAACCUAAUAGCAACGACAGUUGUUAAUUUAGGUUAUGCUAAAGAUGUGGAAUCAGUUAAAGGGGGUAUCUUCUCUAGAUUGGUCCAACAUUUUCCUUCCAUUUUCAAUUUGUGGGCGAAACGCGAACCGCAAUCUAUUAACACCGAACAAUGUGAUUUGCCUGAAGACGGACAUUUCUCUAAGGUGAUACCUUCACCAGAUCUUUAUGACAUGCCAAGUAUGACCUCUGCAAAUGAUACAGCUGAGGAUGUUGACUCUUUUGAAGUCAAUACACUGUUGAGGAGCAAAGAUGAUGAUAAAAUUUAUAUGUCGAGGGGUUAUGGCAGUAGUCCCGGACAAAGCAAAAUUAGAAAUUCAGAAGGAGAUUCUAGUCCUAGUUCUUCCAUGUCUGCUGAUCCAAGUACUAAAGCAUCAGGAUCACCUAUUUUCCAGAGAGAACGGCUGCUCAGCAGACAUAAUAUAGGGGCAGGAUAUGCACAGGACUGGGCCAUUGAAGAAGCUGUUGGUAAUUCUGUUUCUGCUUCAGUGCUUGACAGUCUGGGCAUCUUCAAACUCCCGAUAGGCGUAAAACCUUCGGAAGAGUUAAAAGAAGAUAGGUCUAUCACUUUUAAUCGUGCAGAGAAAGAAGAUAUAUUAGAUGCUGAAAUGAAGCCUCAGCCUCAAGUUAGCCCUAUUGUACCUUGGGAUGCAUUGACCGAUGCUAGUUAUGAAGCUGUUACCGAUUUAUACAGUAAUGCUUCUGCAAUAUUGAAAGGAAACAAUGCUGAUGUUUCUAAGAAGCAGGGAAAUCUUUCGGCUCGUGCAGCAUCCAUGCUGGAAUCUGAACGAGAGUCUUCUAAAAAGUGGAGUCCUGUAGUGGAGAUUAAAUACAGAGGGGGUUCGUACAUGGGCCGUUGCCAAGGCGGUCUUCCUGAAGGCAAGGGGCGCCUUUCUCAUGGGGAUGGGAGCACAUAUGAUGGAAUGUGGCGCUAUGGUAAGAGGUCAGGAUUGGGUACAUUCUGCUUUAGUAAUGGUGAUGUUUUUCGUGGACCAUGGAGAGAUGAUCUCAUGCAUGGAAAGGGAUGGUUAUAUUUUCACACUGGGGAUAGAUGGUUUGUGAACUUCUGGAAGGGAAAGGCCAAUGGGGAAGGGCGCUUUUAUUCGAGGAACGGUGAAAUAUUUUUUGGUCAUUUCAAGGAUGGAUGGAGACAUGGUGAAUUUCUUUGUAUUGAUGUCGAUGGGGAAAGGUGUCUUGAGAUUUGGGAGGAAGGUAUCCUUGUGAGCAGGAAACACAUGGACUCUGAUUCGGAUUAAACCUUUUUGGCAACAGCAUUGUAUUUUUAUAUUAUUGUAAUUCUAGGCUAGUGAAUCAUAGGCUUGAAACGAAUUUGCAUGACGCUGCUAAAUUGUACAGUAGUUACGUAUGUGGACGUCCUAUCCGUUUAUAUAAUUGGCACUAUACUCUUCUUCUCAACCAUUAUUGUACUGGGUUUUUUGUUA
Molecule: messenger RNA, 2630 nt
Organism: Daucus carota subsp. sativus
Lineage: Eukaryota; Viridiplantae; Streptophyta; Magnoliopsida; Apiales; Apiaceae
Product: protein ACCUMULATION AND REPLICATION OF CHLOROPLASTS 3, chloroplastic
Exons: 16
Coding region: 96-2444 (782 amino acids)
Biological process (GO): chloroplast fission
Cellular component (GO): cytosol; extrinsic component of plastid membrane; chloroplast outer membrane
Source: RefSeq, a predicted model, not a curated record